Molecule: messenger RNA, 2164 nt
Organism: Nothobranchius furzeri (turquoise killifish)
Lineage: Eukaryota; Metazoa; Chordata; Actinopteri; Cyprinodontiformes; Nothobranchiidae
Gene: gnmt
Product: glycine N-methyltransferase
Biological process (GO): protein homotetramerization; regulation of gluconeogenesis; S-adenosylmethionine metabolic process
Cellular component (GO): cytosol
Molecular function (GO): S-adenosyl-L-methionine binding; glycine binding; glycine N-methyltransferase activity
Source: RefSeq, a predicted model, not a curated record
AUCAGAGAGUAGGCGUGUUUCCGCCGCGGCGCGUGAUUGGCUUACAGUCUGCUGGCAGCGCCGUUUGUAUAAAACAACAACAGGAAUCCGGGUUAGCAUGUGGAGCGCCAGCCAGUUAGCAAGUCUGUAGGAACCAGAACGCCUCAACCCGAGUAAACGAACAGGUACCAACCCGACCGGAACCAGCGGCAGUAUGUCGGUAGACAGCGUGUUUCGCACCCGGUCUCUCGGUGUGGCUGCCGAGGGUCUUCCGGACCAGUACGCCGACGGGAAAGCAGCCAAAGUGUGGGAGCUGUACAUCGGAGACACCCAGAGCCGAACCCAGGAGUACAAGAGCUGGCUGGUGUCUCUGCUCCGCCAGCACGGGGUUCGGAGGGUUCUGGACGUCGCUUGCGGAACCGGGGUCGACUCCAUCAUGUUGGUGGAGGAGGGCUUUAACAUGGUCAGCGUGGACGCCAGCGAUAAAAUGCUCAAAUACGCUCUGAAGGCCAGAUGGGACAGAAGGAAAGAGGCAGCAUUCGAUCAGUGGGUAAUCGAAGAGGCCAACUGGCUGACGUUGCCUGAAGAUGUUCAGAAACCAGGAGACGGGUUUGAUGCCGUCAUCUGCCUCGGAAACUCGUUUGCUCACCUACCGGACUUCAAAGGUGACCAGAGCGACCAGAAGUUGGCUCUUCACAACAUCGGCAGCAUGGUGAGACCCGGCGGUAUCCUCAUCAUCGACCACCGAAACUACGACUACAUCCUGGAGACCGGCAAGGCGCCGCAGGGCAAAAACAUUUAUUACAAGAGCGAUUUAACUCAGGACAUCUCCACGUCGGUUCUGUGGGUCAACAGCAAGCCUCACAUGAUCACUCUGGAUUAUACCAUCCAGGUACCACAGGCGGCACUGCAGAAGCUUCCGGAAGUCAGUAAGUUUCGUCUGUCUUACUACCCUCACCGCCUGGAGAGCUUCAGCCAGCUGCUGAUGGACGCCUUCGGAGGGAAAAUGGAGCACCGCGUCUACGGAGACUUUAAGACGUAUGUUCCGGGUCAGAACCAGGCUCCGUGCUACUUCAUCCACAUCUGUAAAAGGUCUGCCUGAAUACGUACUCUGGAGUACGGGCCGCUUCCUCAGUCCUUCAGCGCUUCCAUCUGUUUCCCAGAAGUUUGCUGGACUGCUUCUAACCCGUCUGCGUCCUCGGGCUGAGGCUGUGUGAUCGGGUCUCUUCUCCAUCAGUGGGUUUCACCUUAGAAAAGAAACGUUUGUUGCUUUUUUCCACAUUUUAAGACAAAGGCUGUAAAGAUCUGCGGUGCAACAUUUCAGUUGAGUUCAUCUUCUUUUCUGAAGGGAUUGAAAAUGUUCAGGACCACUUUUCUGCUUUUCUCCACCGAACGCUGCUUUAAUCUGCUCAGUCGGUGCUGUACAACUACUGACCAUCCUCACGAUGGAGUUGGUCAUCAGUAAUCUAUAGUUGAUGAUGCUUUUAUUUUGGUAAGUUACGUUUUGGGUGCUAAACGGAUCAGAGCCGAUUCCUUUCUGCCUGUAACGGAUUCCUGCUUCGCUGCGAGUCGUGUUGUUUUUAAAAUACUGAUCAAUCUGUGUGAGUUUACCGAGUUAACAAGUCCAUGUAUACUUUAACUCGGCUCUGACUCCCUUUAACUCAGAGACAAAUGACCUUUGUAAACCUUUGCCUUGCUCCGUGUUCUGGUACCAAAUCUGAGCCGACCGUCAGCCUUACAGUUUUGUGUCGACUACAGCUAACGAACUUCAAGUUAGCAUAAAAGUGUGAAACGUAAAGAGCCGUUGGCUCGUUGAACCGACCAAAACGAUGCUCAGCAGUGAUGACAUGACUGACCUGAUGCGUAGUAAAAAUAAAUCUUCAACCAAAGAUGAUUGACGUCAGUAAAGAAAUGUGUUGCUUAAUGAGGUAAAAGAACGCUGAAUGUUGAAGGUGUGCUGCUCAGAGAGUACUGGGCAGCGCUACGAGGGUCGAAAGUGCUGAAAUCCAGAGGUUUUUUCUUUGAGACAUGUUUAAUAAUCUGCUGCUUCUGAGGCGAAAGCAGCAGAUUAUUGAACUAACUGGGCUUUAUCAAGACACAGAUUUAUAAAGUUCCUUAGAGCGCAAAACAUAAAAUAUGCUUAUUGAAAUUUUUAUGUGUGAAAUAAAAUAAUUGAAAAUUAAAA